AUGGCCGCCUCCGUCGCCGCCCUUCCUUUCCAACACUCCCACCACCAACACAAGCGUGGUGACUCCGUCGACGGCCACUCGCACCGCAGAUCCGACACCGACAUCGCCAAGUCGAUCGGCGGUGACUUGAAGGCCUACCAAGCUCCCACCGAAGAGUUUGAAGACGGCAAGUACGACUGUGACAAAGUGCCCACCGGUCAAGGUGUGAUUCCCAUCACCUGGAUCGACUCCAUCCAAGGUGGGUGGUCGUCGAUCUCGCUGCCUGACGGUGUGCAAACCUCGUCCACUUGCAAGGACGGGUUCAUCUGCUCGUACUCGUGUGCCGCUGGUAUGUCGAAGACCCAAUGGCCUUCCAACCAACCCGCCUCCGGUGCCUCCGUCGGUGGUUUGCAAUGCAAGAACGGCAAGUUGUACCGUACCAACACCGACGCCAAGUACUUGUGUGAAUGGGGUGCCCAAACCGCCGGCUUUGUUUCCAAGAUCGACAAGGAUGUCGCCAUUUGCAGAACCGACUACCCCGGUUCGGAAAACAUGAACAUCCCUACCCUCUUGCAAGCUAACGGCAACGCCCCUUGCUCGGUGGUCGACUCCGACACUUACUUCAAGUGGAGAGGUGGCAAGACCUCGUCGCAAUACUACGUCAACAACGCUGGUGUCUCGGUUCAAGAUGGUUGCAUCUGGGGUACUGACGGCUCCGGUGUCGGUAACUGGGCCCCCGUGGUCCUCGGUGCCGGUACCACCGGUGGCAAGACCUACCUCUCGUUGAUCCCCAACCCCAACAACCGUGACAAGCCCAACUACAACAUCAAGAUUGUCGCCGAAGAAGGCGCCAACGUCGUCGGUGACUGCAAGUACGAAAACGGCCAGUACUCGGGCUCGGGUUCGGAUGGGUGCACCGUCACUGUUGUCUCUGGUAAGGCGAACUUUGUCUUCUACUAA
This is a messenger RNA of Diutina rugosa, 939 nucleotides long. RefSeq names its product SUN domain-containing protein. Gene Ontology annotation, biological process: fungal-type cell wall organization. Gene Ontology annotation, cellular component: fungal-type cell wall; cell surface. The transcript has a single exon. Bases 1 to 939 code for a protein of 312 amino acids. NCBI's taxonomy places the organism in Eukaryota, Fungi, Ascomycota, Pichiomycetes, Serinales, Debaryomycetaceae. The record is from RefSeq and is a predicted model, not a curated record.